AUGUGGAGCUCCCAGUCGGACGAGGACCAUGACAUGAUGGACGACGCUGCGUCGCAAGCGCCGGCGCAGGAAGACCCCGGGCAGCAGGUUGGCGGCGAUGGCGAGAACCUCGACGAAGAGAUGGCCGCCAUGAAGCACGUCUUCCAGCGCAUGUCGGAGAAGAAAGCCCGGCAGAAGACCCAGGGCAUGGCCGACUGCGUCCAGGUGUACACGGAUGCGUUCCAGAAGGAUCUCGAUCAGCUUUUUGCGCUCGCCAAGAAAAAGCGCAUCGCGGAAGCCCAAGGCGUCAACGACACGAUCCAAACCACCAUGAGCCAGAUCGAGGAGCACAAGCGGGACCUUAUGACCGUGCACGAGACGUACGAGGCCAACUUUACCGCGAGUAUCGCGCGUGUGGAGCAAGAGCUUGAGCGGCUCAAGGAGCUGCGCAAGACUGUCGUCGGCGCCUACGAUACGGGGAAGCAACAAGUCGAGGCUUCGUUCAAAGACGCGUUUGCGAACGUCGACGCGAUGAUUGCUCGUCUGCAAGCCGACUCGAGCGCCGUCCUCGCCGACACGUCGUACCUCGACGCGUUCCAAGCUGAAGCCGCGCGCUUCUUGAUAGAGUAG
Molecule: messenger RNA, 609 nt
Organism: Saprolegnia parasitica CBS 223.65
Lineage: Eukaryota; Oomycota; Saprolegniomycetes; Saprolegniales; Saprolegniaceae
Exons: 3
Coding region: 1-609 (202 amino acids)
Source: RefSeq, a predicted model, not a curated record